UUAUUGUGAGAGGAAACAAAACUGGUGUAAAAUCCAUGCAGGCCAGUCACAUGCACAGCCAUGCAGCAGCAUCAUCCUGCUGCGAGCGAAUCAGCGCAGGGAUCCGGAGCAGCACAGUGUCGUAGCGGGCAGCAGGGAAGUGGAGCGCCGGGUCUUGGCAGCACUGAGGCAGUACAGCAGGAAGAGGGCAUCUCAAUAGGUGGAAAAGAAACGGAAGGAAAAACAAAGGGCGUUAAAAGAUCGUAGUAAACGGGCCAAUUAACAAAGCAGGAGAAUCGAUUCCAGAGUUUGUGUGAAGAGAAAGGUGACCUAUGAUGGGUGAAAUCCUAAAUCCAGGAGCAGCUCUCACAAGGCUAUUCUUAUUCUCAUUCAUCAACAUUCUAUCUGUGGCCCCAGAUAUAUAGCUGAGCAUGACCAAUCACCUGGAGCUGCUGACUGAACUGCAGCAGCUGGACAAGGCGCCCAGCCUGGAGCGUCUGCGUGCGGCUCAGAAACGCCGUGCCCAGCAGCUGAAACGAUGGGCUGUGUACGAAAAAGAGCUGCAGAACAAGAAAUGGAAAACUGACAAAAAGCGUGGGAAUAUAAAACAGAGGAAUUCGCUUCACAGACGAGUGUCAUUCGCUGCAAAUGUGGCAUUAUUGGAGGCCUCAGCGAGAAAUGACUUGGACGAAGUGAAGUAUCUUCUAAAGAACAGUGUUAAUCCUGAUCUCUGUAAUGAGGAUGGUCUCACUGCUAUGCACCAGUGUUGUAUAGAUAACUAUGAGGACAUGGUUCAGCUGUUGUUGAAUCGAGGUGCAAGCGUUAAUGCUCAGGAUAAUGAACUAUGGACACCGCUUCAUGCUGCAGCUACCUGUGGACAUACCGGCCUGGUCAAGAUUCUUAUUCAGCAUGGUGCUGACCUGUUAGCAGUCAAUUCUGAUGGUAAUAUGCCGUAUGAUCUUUGUGAAGAUGAUCCCACACUCGACAUUAUUGAGACCGCCAUGGCCAACCGAGGUAUUACACAGGAGAUGAUCAAUGAGACACGAGCGGCAGUGGAGAGCAGAAUGCUGGGAGAUAUUCGGAAUAUUCUUCAUAAUGGAGAGGACGUCAAUCAGCAUGACUCACAGGGAGCUACUCUGCUCCACAUCACUGCAGCUAAUGGUUAUAUGCAAGCAGCAGAGCUGUUACUGGAGGGCGGAGCAAAGAUGGAUCUGAGAGAUUCUGAUGGAUGGCAACCAUUACAUGCAGCAGCCUGCUGGGGACAGAGGACUAUAGCCGAGCUGUUGGUGUCUCAUGGUGCCAGUCUGAAUGCCAAGACGUCCUUGGAGGAAACACCGAUAGAUCUUUGUGAAGAUGAAGAAUUCAGGAAUCAUCUUCUGGACCUGAAGCACAAGCAUGAAAUUAUUUUGAAGUCGCAGCUGAAGCACAAAACCUCGUUGUGCCGCCGAACGAGCAGCACAGGAAGUCGAGGGAAAGUGGUGAGGAGGGCUAGUUUAUCAGACAGACACAACCUGUGUCGGAAAGAAUAUGAGACAGAGGCUAUUGUGUGGCGAGGAGGAAGAGAGGAAGAGGAAGAACGGGAAAAGGAGUCAGAUCAGGAAAAUAACAACCCAGUGAAGUCUCGAAAGAGUCACGGAGCACCUCAAAGCUUAAAAGAAGAUGGCAAGCAACAGAAUGACUUAGUCUGCACCACAGCCACUACUACACCCCCACCCACCUCUGAUAAGGACUGUUCCACUCCAGGGACUUGUAUCCCCACCUUUCCCAUUUCCUCUGAAGACAUCUGGAUCAAGGAGCGUCCUCAGACUCUCUCUGAACUCAAAAAGCAGCGAGCAGCUGCAGCCAAACUGCACAGACUUCCCAUUCUCAACGGUCAGGUCAGCAACGGCUCCACGGCAGCACCAGUGACUAAAGACGGCUUGGAGGAUCCCAGUAAGCCGUUUGCUUCCUCUAAUGGGAACACAGUGUUUUUCACUCCUGCAAGCGGAGAGCCUCCUCUCCUUAAAUUCAAGCAGCCAAUUGAGGAGGAGGACAUUAAAAGUCACGGAUGCUGCUGCAUCUCAUAAGUCCAGUGUGGGCCUUGUUACAGGAACUUUGAGGGAAAACUGGUUGGGCUUGAAUGUGGAAGAAGAGUAAAAAAUGCUAGCAAUAAGUACGCUCCAAAAUUAUUCCACUUUAAACGUCAUCUUUUUAUUAAGUACACUUACUUUGCACCUUUCCUUUACUGGCCAUUUUAUCAGGAACACCACGUAUACAGGUGCACUUUCCAAAUAUGCAGUGACUGACUGUAGCAUGUUGCUAUGCACAAAUAUCAGCAACAAACAGAUACUUGAACACUUACAAACUUUGUUGCCACAUUUUUGUAAGUUUAGAGGCCAUGCAAAAUUAGUGCUUAUUAUCUUCUGCAUGUCUAAUAAUGGUUACUUUAUGACCACAGGAUCACUUUUGGCUGAAUAUUGUUCACGAUCUAUCUACCUGCAACCCAGCUGUAGCAUUUAAGAGGCAAAUUCAUGCCAUAAAUCUUCUAUGCUCCCUAAAUAUGACUAAACAUACAGCUCUGGAAAAAAAAAUAAGAGACCAUGUAAAAAAAGAGUUUCUUUGAUUUUACCAAUUUGAAAAUCUCUGAAAUAUAAUCAAGAGGAAGAUGGAUGAUCACAAGCCAUCAAACCAAGCUGAACUGCUUGAGUAAAGUUAUCCAAAAGCAGUGUGUAAGACUGGUGGAGGAGAACAUGAUGCCAAGAUGCAUGAAAACUGUGAUUAAAAACCAGGGUUAUUCCACCAAAUAUUGAUUUCUGAACUCUUAAAACUUUAUGAAUAUGAACUUUUUUUCUUUGCAUUGUUUGAGCUCUGAAAGCUCAAAAAAAAAUAAAUAUUUUUGUUAUUCAUUAAAUAAAUGCGUCUAAAUGACCAUAUUUUUAUUUGGAAUUUGGAAGAAAUGUCUGUAGUUUGUAGAAUAAAAUAACAAUGUUCAUUUUUUCUCAAACAUAAACCUAUAAAUAGAAAAUCAGAGAAACUGAUUCAGAAACUGACGUGGUCUCUUCAUGUUUUCCAGAGCUGUAGGUUAGCAGCAGCAACUGGCAGAACAGGCAUUUGUGUAUAAUCUAAACAUCAGCAGGGGUCAGGAGUAUUAAUGAAACUGUGCAGAACGGUAAAUUAAGCACACCGAAACAAAACACAAAAUACUGAACAGGAUGCAGGUGCUAACAUGACCAGCCAUGUCGCUCGCUCAGUGUGCACCAAUUUCUAUGAGUGCUGACACUGUGCAUGUACCUUUUCUAAAUCAUAUAGCAUCCUAUAACAUAUAUUUUCCUUGUUUAUAUUAUGUCUCUCUUAGUGAUGUUGUGAUAUUUAUUGUCUUGUUCACCUUCUGCACAAUCCCCAACUCUACCGUCCUCCUCAGAUCAGCUGACCCUCUCUCUACCCACUCCUGAAAUUUAGAGUAUUAAUAAAACACCAUCUGCAUUUACUCUCACUUUUUACUAUAACUGUAAUUUUAAAAUAUUAUUUUUGCAGGCUUUAGACUAAAAUGGACAAAUGGACUCUUAUCCUAAAGAUUGUAAAGAUUUGUUCUUGUAAUUUGUGACUAAUCCUCACAGCAAUGCUCCAUAAUCUCCAAAAGCAGGAUAAACUCUUUUAACACAGUGUUUGUGUGUGCAUGCAUGCUUAUGCGUGUGUAUUUUAGAGCAUUGCAGUGAGGAUUUGCUACAAAAUACAAGUCAGAACAUACAUAUGCGUAUAUGACCUGUGUCUACACUUAAUAUAUAAUAUUGUCUAGCCUGAACACCCAUGACAUGAGAUGCAACAUAAUUUAAGUGAUCUUAAAGUCUUUUGCAACUUAAAAUGAAUGAAUAAUAGGGGAUUUUGUUGAGGAUUCCUUAUUAACUUGACUUUGUUUUGAAAUUUUAAUUUAAGUUAUUUAAAAUCUUUUUGGCUAUUUUUAAAGACAUUGCCUUUUUAAAAUCACUUUCCACUUUUACAUUGGUCUCUACACUAGCUUCUACCUAAAUAGCCACAACAAAAAUGAAUUUAAAGAAAUAUUAAAGAAAUUAUUACAGCCAGCAUAUAAACAAUUGUAUUCCGUAACACACUGCAUAGGCAGCAGUACAAGUACAGACUAGACUAUACUAACAAUGGCUAUACUGAGCCAUUGACAAUUUGACAAAAAAAUAGUUUUUUUUUUGCGCAUUAAAAAUUUGUUUUUAUCGCCACUAGCCUGACAUAACUACAGAUAAUACAGUACUAAACAGGUGUGUGAUUUUAAUGCUUACUUUAACACAAGAUCCUGUGUGCAAGGUAGAAGGAAAGGAUGGAAUCACAGACAUUCCCACUGGCCUUAAAUACAUUCUCUCUCAUGAGCCGUCGUUAGUCAUUUUCCUAUUUCCUUUUUCUAUUUUUGUGAACUAUUCUUUAUGUUGGCGAGAUGCUCAGCCGUCUAGUUAGGCGUAUCCUAGAAAAGCUGACAGCAGCUCUCAUAAUCCAUGUCAUAUCAAAAAUAUGACAGUUCAAUAUGGGACACUCCCUUAGUUUCCAAUUAUGGAAUGAAUUAGCAUUUUGCUGAAGAACUGGCAACCUUUUAUAGAAGCUGUAUUAGUUCUGUACCUUACAAAAUGACCCUGUCUGCUCUACUAGAACUUUUAUUGACAACAUGGCUUAAAUUACUUACCCAUAGUCUGGAUUGUAUACUGACAUGCCAGAAGUCAUGGCAUAGCCGUAUGUGAAUUGAGCAUGUAAAAGUGUGAAGUGUUUCCUCAGUUAAUGACUUGGGCUGAUAGUGGGUGUGUUUAACAUUCCUCGAUCCACAGGAUCCACAGUGUUACGUGUGCACCAGGAAUAUACAAUAGAAGACUAAUAUUACCACCCACAGUAGACAGUGCAGUGG
Astyanax mexicanus (Mexican tetra) is the source of this 4858-nucleotide messenger RNA. RefSeq names its product protein phosphatase 1, regulatory subunit 16B (gene ppp1r16b). Bases 411 to 2045 code for a protein of 544 amino acids. Gene Ontology annotation, molecular function: phosphatase regulator activity; enzyme inhibitor activity; protein binding. The transcript is spliced from 11 exons. The record is from RefSeq and is a predicted model, not a curated record. Gene Ontology annotation, cellular component: cytoplasm. Gene Ontology annotation, biological process: regulation of sprouting angiogenesis; establishment of endothelial barrier. Lineage: Eukaryota; Metazoa; Chordata; Actinopteri; Characiformes; Acestrorhamphidae.